CCACGGUCACACGCGUAGCUCGCUAACGGACUCGGACAUGAACCGACGCCACUGUGACGACACUCACUGCGGCCGGUCGGCGAUGACGAGCGCGCGCAUUUGGCGUGAUACAAUAGGAAUGAAGGAAGAAGCGGCACCGACCUCCACGAAGCUCCAGUGCGUCGCUCUCGUGCUCUGCGGUUCCAACACAAAUGUGUCGGAUGCGUCCAAAAUCACCAACAACGCUAGUGAUGCGCAAUGGAAAUAUCCGGUUACGCCAUUUCAUAAUAAAAGCUGAAAACCCAGCAAUCGUUGUUGAGACCAGCCAACACCAAACAUUGUUGUCUGCACCCGUAUCACAAUACAAUUCAGACAGCCUAUACGACAUACCUCGUGUGUGUGUGUGUGUGUGUGUGUGUGUGUUAAGAUGCAUGAAUUUAUUUCGUUUAUUCGACGGACUUCCGGUCAUGCAUUUCUCGCUCACCUUGGGGUUCGUGUAGAAAGGCGGGAUGUCAUGCUGUUGUGCCGUCGUAUUUCGGCCCAAAUGCCAUUGUUCCGUCGGGUAUUUAUGAUUUAUUGAGGAUUUUAUUCAUGAUUUCUUUCUGUGGCUGGGUCACUACAAUUCCCAGCAGCCACCGCGCGACAGGAAGCCGACUGCACAACCGCCGUCGGACUGUUGACGCGCGUAUGCGGCUUAGAUCGACGCGUAUUGGGGCACUUCUGACUUCUGUGUCGCCGAGUAGGAGCGAAAAUGAAGAGAAGCGAUGAAGAUGAAUACUGGAACAGUUCCAAGUUCAAAGCCUUCACCUUCGACGAUGAAGACGAUGAUGUCAGCAGUCAGUUGCAGGAGUCCCGGCGGACGGUGAACAGCCUCCGUCAGCUGGUGCAGGAGGACGAGGAGGACGAGGUGCAGAAGGUCAGCUGGAGCGGGGAGCCCGUUGGAAGCAUCGCCUGGUCGGUCCAGGAAACGGCCUCAGAAGGGUCCUUCCCGAAAGCCAACACAGACGCUGCCGUGAUCAGCAGGAGUCACUCGGGCUACUCGCUGAGCUCGCUCUUCAAAGGAAAAGCAAGGAGCUUCCAGAGCGACAGUCCUGUGAAAGUCCUUGGUCCAGAACUGAGAAGAUCGAAAACAGAAUACAAGGAGUCGGCCUGUGAGUGGAGUCUGGACGAAACCGUCCGCAGGAUGCAGCAUGGCAAACCGGUCUAUCUGGAGCGCUUCCGGACUCUCCAGGACAAGCUGGCGCUGCUGGACGUUGCGACCGGUCGACACGACGGAAACAUCAUCACAGCCGUGCUGAUCUACUUGAAGAGGACUCUGGACGCCGAGGUUCUGUUCAGAGAGUUGGAAUUCAGACAGACUGCACUCAGACACUUCAUCAGUCACCUGACCGAGAGCCAGGAUGAGAAGCUUCUGCUGGAGCUGCUGAGGAGCCUCAGGAGAACAGAGGAAGCAGCGAUGGUUCACUAUAGAAAACAGUUGCGAUUGACGGAUGAGAAGAAGAGGCGGGACUUCCUGAAGGACUGUGUCAGUCUGGGCUUCGGUGCCGAGGACUCGGCUCAUGUUCAGGAUCAACUCGACCUGCUGGAGUUGCAGCGAGUCAUCGAGAUGUCGGACCAGGAAGCAGAGCGUGGUGGGAAGGAAGAAAUAUUCCGCAAGUUCCCCAGGAAAUCUGCGCUUGUCAACUUGCCCUUAAUAACUACCUUGUACUACUGUUGCUUCUACCACUACACGCAGCCUGAGGGCAGCUUCUGCAGCCCCGCUCACGUGCGGCGGACCUUCAAGCUCUCAGAGAAGCAGCAUCUGGUGACAGCCUUGGCCGCUCGAGCCCGACAGAAGGCCUGGAGCGACGUGGAGGCCAUGCUGUCCACGCGAAAGCUGUUCGGCUUCACCAGGAGAAAGUGUCCAAUCGGCUUCCACCGCGUUGUUGACAUUCUGCACAAGAACAGUGCACCUGCACAGAUGUUGCAGCAGUACGUGGCGCUGGUGGAGGACUCAGACCUUCGGAUCAGUUUGGCACAGAAGCAUCGCUGCCAUGACAUCGUCAUCAAUACCCUCAAGGACUUGAAGGACCGGCAGCAGCUGCUUGCAUAUCGAGGGAAAGUGGAUGGUGGAUCAGCGGAGGAACACAAGAUCGAUGAGCUUCUCAACAAUCCGCAACUUCGCUGGAAGAACUGACACGACACACGGGAAAGAAAGUCCAGGACACCUGGGGGUGGGCGUGUCAAGACGCAGAAGACUGUUUUUAAUGAAACGUGGUCAUAAAGAAUCUGUGUUGAGGAUGGGGUGUCAACCCUUGGAUCCACCUGAAUAAAUGCAGAGAGUCACUGGGAUGCUAACCAGUGUGGGCUCCAGCAGGUUGGUCCCGGUUCCAGAGUCACGUGAUCGACCCGUGUGCAAGGCAGCGUAAAAAAGCAGGGAGCGUAGCGUCACACAUAAAAUCCCUAAAGUAAAAUCCAAGUCUGUGGAGCGGCCCUCAGGGCUCGCUCUGAAGGGUCAGCUGGCUCCGAUGCGGGG
Molecule: messenger RNA, 2494 nt
Organism: Synchiropus splendidus (mandarinfish)
Lineage: Eukaryota; Metazoa; Chordata; Actinopteri; Syngnathiformes; Callionymidae
Gene: vipas39
Product: VPS33B interacting protein, apical-basolateral polarity regulator, spe-39 homolog
Exons: 17
Coding region: 731-2155 (474 amino acids)
Biological process (GO): intracellular protein transport; vacuolar transport
Cellular component (GO): cytoplasm
Source: RefSeq, a predicted model, not a curated record